AUGCGCCGAGCGCCUCUAUUAUUAUUCGCGGUGCUCCGCCUUUGCGGAGCCAAGCCUCACAGCUUCAGCAUCCACGAAGAUGUGCUGGCGCACCCGGAGUUCGAGGUUAUCUUUGGGAACAAUGUCAUUUCCGAAAAAGAUGCCAAGUCGCUCGUCGAGCCUGCUUCUGAAUCAAUGGCUCAAACACGACGGACCGACGCCGCCGACGGACACGGCCAAGACGACAACAAUACCCCACUAUACACAUACGAAAUGGUCAACAUGGGCGACUACCGAGCGGUGUGUUCAAUACCAGUCAUUGAGCCCCCGCCAGCAGAGAACACGACGGCGACAGAAUUGGCCAAAGCAGAAGAGGCACGCGAGGAGAGCCGUGCCGUAGCCAGCGGAUGGGAGCUCAUUGCCGACCUGGAAGAUACAUGCCUAUACUAUGUGUCGGGGUGGUGGAGUUACUCGUUUUGCAGAAACACGGAGAUUGUUCAGUACCACGCUCUGGCGAGCAGCCCCAAGGGCCAGCCGCCAAAGCGCGACCUCCACUCGCCAGAAUACGUGCUCGGGAGGGUCCCCAGGGUCCCCUCGCAUGCGAACAGUGCAGGCUCGGCCAACGCGGUCGAAAAUGAAUAUGACCCCAUCCCGGCCGAGAUUCAGGAAAAGGGCAAGCAAAGGUACCUGGUGCAGAAGCUCGAGGGCGGUACGAUUUGCGAUCUUACGGAGAGAGAACGCACGAUCGAGGUUCAGUAUCGCUGCGUGCCGGGACUGCAAUCGGACAAGAUCAGCUGGAUCAAGGAAGUGACUAUUUGCGCCUACGUCAUGGUGGUUGAUACCCCGCGGUUGUGCAAUGAUGCUGCGUUUUUGCCCCCCGAGCCGAUGCAAGCCAAUGCCAUCACCUGCAAUAUAGUGUCUGACGAACCGUCGCUCCUGUUGGACUCAAAGAAAGAAGCUGACGAGACGGAAGAAGAAAGGGAAAAGGAUGAAACUGGCCAGCCUGCGGGGGGUGCAGAGGCGAUUGCGAACGCUGCUGCCACGGCGCUAAAGGAGCUACUCCGGGACACCGAGGACAGCGCCAAAGGCAGGCGAGCCGUGGUGGGAGAUAUACAUGUUGGUUCGCGCAGCAUUCUGUCAUUGGCAGACGAGGCGGGCCGCCCGUCGUUCAAGCUGACGCCGCCACGGAGCUUCAUGUCGACUGGUCUUGCGCAGGAACCUAAGCUUCACAUUAUUGUAGCGCAGGGCGCGAGCCUGGAAGACGGAGGGGAGGUGGAGUCGCUGUCGCGAGAAGAGAUCCGGAAGCUGAACAUGGACCCGGAAAAAGUAAAAGAAAUGGCUGCGCAGGUCCAAAAGCUCGCUGGUGACAAGGGAUGGCGCCUGGAGGUGACUAACUCUGGGUUGGCGAACGUGCGCGAGUUGAAGGGUUACAUUGACGAGCCUGAGGACGAGGAGGCGGAGAAGAAGGCCAAGGUAAAAGCGAAGCAGAAGCGGGAGAGCAAGGAAAAGGGGAAGAAGACAAACAAGUUGGAUGGUCAAAAGGAGAAGAGGGCGCAAACAGACGGCGAUGGGGAAGACGAGCCCAUGGCAACAAGAGAGCAAGAAGAACGAGGCGGCGAGGAAGAGACGGGGAAAGAAGAUGGCAGCCUGGAGGAAUAUUUUAAAGACGAGCUUUAG
Messenger RNA from Beauveria bassiana ARSEF 2860, 1656 nucleotides. Its product is annotated as glucosidase II beta subunit-like protein. NCBI's taxonomy places the organism in Eukaryota, Fungi, Ascomycota, Sordariomycetes, Hypocreales, Cordycipitaceae. Bases 1 to 1656 code for a protein of 551 amino acids. The transcript has 2 exons. The record is from RefSeq and is a predicted model, not a curated record. Gene Ontology annotation, biological process: retrograde protein transport, ER to cytosol; endoplasmic reticulum unfolded protein response. Gene Ontology annotation, cellular component: endoplasmic reticulum lumen.